Molecule: messenger RNA, 3289 nt
Organism: Pocillopora meandrina
Lineage: Eukaryota; Metazoa; Cnidaria; Anthozoa; Scleractinia; Pocilloporidae
Source: the annotation of a GenBank genome assembly
CCAUAGAGUUGAAAUCCAUCAUGGGCGCCGGGAUCUCACGAGUCACUCGCCUCGUGAGAAAACCCUUGGAAACUCACAGUAGAGUGGAGAAGAUAUUAGAAAAGAAACCAAAGCCUGCGCCAAAGCACCCUAGUUCAGAAGCUGCAAUAGCUAAUGCACGAAAACGUGAGUAUUUUGAGAGAAAGUGUGGGGUGAUUUGCAAAACAUUCCUAAAUCUCGACCCUUAACGGCAUCAAAGUUUGAUGUUGAUGUGUGAAUGUACAAUUGUACAGUUCUGACUUACUAGGGAUGUACUCGUGUCAUCGACAUAUUAAAUGAUUUAAAACGCAGUGUAAUGUAGAUUAAGUUUUGAAAGUUCAGUUGACACACCGUGUUACGUCAAUUCGUGUUGUAUCUAGUCUCAAUAUUUGCAAGCUCAACAGAGUUUUAAUAAAUAUUGUCAAAUCAACUUCCUCACGAAGAUUUUUCGAAAACAUUCAGGUGGGAAAAUAAUUCUGAAACAGAGAUUUAGCUCUUUUCAUAUUUAAAUCAAAUAAUGCAAUCAACUCCUUCUAAGGUGAAUCAUUAGAGGAACAGUAUCUUGCGAUUGCGUCCAUCCUACGAAAGAGUCUGGAUACCUGAAAGCUGAAGAUCCAAUCUGUAGAGAAUGGCAGAAAUCAACUAGAUCUUACUCAUGCAAAGCCAUUUUGACUCUAAGUGUAGCAAGCUUUUAAGACUAAACUCAUUCAGGCAUUUGUUUUUCUCUGCAGAUUGAAUGGUAGUUUUUGACUCUAAAACAAACCCCUCAUCCCUAUUUCUCUUUUUAUCACUCACUUCCUCCCAAUGCCCUUAAACUGAAAAUCACAGGAUUAAACCCAUGUAAUCCAAUGUCCUUCAAGAUGGACAUAUCAAAAAAUUACAACAUCAACACAAUCUUCUUUUUUUCUUUUGGGGAGGAAAAGGGGGAGAGAUCUUGUAAAAAGGAAGGGUAAAAUUUCCGCACAGCCCCAUACUUCAUUAUGCAUUCAGUUCUUGAAUAGAGAAAACAAUGGCUAAAACAAUACAUUGCCAUUGGGAAAACAGAUUUGUUUUACAAUAGUAUGGGGCUAUGCGGAAAUUUUACCAAAGGAAGCAGCAUAGAGUAUGGUUUGUUGAUUUCUGUACAAUCCUGUAACUGGAGUAAAAGUUAAUGUGAUCUGCUCCCAAAAAGUCUGGCUGUAUUAAUAAAUCCUGUUUCUGUUUCACAGAAACGAUCCACAUUUUAUGCUCCUGUUCAGCUGGGUAGUGUUAAAAAUUAAGUGUAUUAAUCCAGGGGUUUCAUAGAAACUGGUUACCAGCAGUCUUCUGCCUCCUGUGAGACCUUACCUGUUUAGCUUGUGAGCAGGCUCUCUUUUUUGGGUCUUACCUAACAGCUCCUUUUACGAUAAGCCAUCUAUUACACUUUCUACAAUAGCUUGUGGAAAAAGUUCUUUAAACUUCCUGAUAAAUCAGUUUUGGUCUCUAGAUAAUGAGGAGCUGUUUAAAGAAAGAGACAGAAAAGAUGACAUCCUUCUAGGCAGACUGAGAGAUUUCAAAAUAAUGGAUGCUCAGGAAGGGAAGGUAUGAAAUUGGAGAGAAUGUGUUAACCCUUUAACUCCCAUGAGUGACCAAGACAGAAUUUCUCCUUACAAUAUCUAUACAAUAUCAACCAAAGAAGUGAUGAGAAUGAAGAAAAUAUCAAUUUGGGGACAGUUAGUUGAUCCAAUACUAAAUUCUCUGAACUAACAUUAUAAGAAUUGUAGGGUUGACAUUAAGGAGAGUUACAAAUUUGAUCAAGGAGUUAAAGGGUUAAUUCAAGAUUGUUCUGUACCAACACCCAUAGACUUUCAUAGGUGGUGAAGAGUAUUAAGUACCAUCAGUAUCAAUUUUGAUAACUCAUUCCUGUAAGAGCUGUGUGUUCCUGCCAUAAACAUUAUUUAUAACCUGAUCUCUUGGGAGAAAGAAAGAGGACCAUGGUGAUAACUCUGUGGUACUUUCAUUUUUAUUUUUUUAUUAGUUUUUUUUCUUAAUCAUUUGUGAUGUGACCACAAUCUCCUUUGCCCUCAGCAGGGUACAGAGGAAGAAAUUUUUAUAACAUUUCACUAGUUUUUAGGGAGAUGAUGUAGGAUGAUUGAAAUUUUUGUAGAAGUGGAGUAUUAAGAUUGACUUGAGAGUUUGCUGGAAAUUUAAGAGUAGACUGGUGGAUACAGCUGGCAGUCUAAACAGUGAACAUACAGUUUGGCAAGUCUAAGUUCACAACAUAGACGAUAGCCAGUUUUGAAUUACAAUCUCUUGAUUCACCAUGGAUGUAUUAAUUGGAUUAAUAGAUGGAACUGUAAAGACAAACAUUUUUUUCGCUGCUGUGUGAGAUAGAAAGUUUAGGGCAAAUAUCAUAAGCAAAAUAAAGAGUGACACCUAUCAAUUUGCCCUUUGUCUGGUAUUCCUCAUGUGAAUGCCAACUUCCCACCUGUAAGUCCCUGAUGGACCAUCUAACCAAUCACUCUUGGCGCUUGUUUCAGCCAAUCAGUGGAGAGCAGGAGACAAACAGAAAAUUACCUAUAUCCCGCGAGUCGUCGAUGUCCCGUCAGGUGGGCGUGGUGCCGAAAGGGAAAAUAACCUCAGUCCAAUUAUCAGAACUUUUUGCGAAGAGAUUGGAGGAUCCUGACGAGUGGACGAAGUACAAACUUGCGGAGCAUUAUAAGUUAGACAAGGAAGCUUUAUCGUCAGUUUUAAAGUACUAUAGUGACUAUACAGUGGUGGCCAAAGCAGAACUACCGAGGCCAUUACAUCCGUCAGUUCUUGGUUGACACAAAUGUCUCUGGUGCGAUCAUUGAAGAUGAUUGAUAUUGUACGUCAGGGAAAUAUCUUACGGGGUUAAUUUAGUUGUUUUCGGCAGUCACGCUUUUCGACAGUCACGCUUUUCCCAGUUCCUUAAAAAAAGAGAGGUUCGUUUACGGACAGUAUCCAUCAAUUUAAAUUCAAUUUACUUUCUGGUGAAAUCUGUUGGACCACUAUUUUUUCGCGUCAAUUCUGAGAAAACAGAAAACAGAAAAGCGACCGUCUUGCGCGGGAUUUCGGUCAAGAUUUUACGUGUAAUAAUGUCGUAAGCUCAUCUUCAACUAUCUGCCACAAUUUGACAUUGGUACGGCCACAAGAAUUUGAAAACGAUUUCAGAGUCCUGCGGUUGAUGCUGGUGGGAUAAUGUUUAAAUUCAUUUAGAUUUCCUGUUUUUCGCGCACGAAUAUAAUGAUAGUUGCAAACGAACUGUGAAAAGAAAAAUAAAGUACAGCAU